Parnassius apollo (apollo) is the source of this 561-nucleotide messenger RNA. The record is from the annotation of a GenBank genome assembly. NCBI's taxonomy places the organism in Eukaryota, Metazoa, Arthropoda, Insecta, Lepidoptera, Papilionidae.
UUGCCAGCCUUCAUCUCGGAAGAAACUCCAACUCCAGAAGCAGCUAGCCCAUUGCCUAAGCUUGAUGAGGCCAUUACGUCUUCUCCUGUGCUUAAUAGAACAGAAUCAAGUCUGCUCCGCAUCAAAACGCAGAUACGCCAGGCAAAAUCAGUAGAAGUCCAAGAGGCUGCAAGAAGACUGUCUGAGGCGGAAGAUCCUCUUGACUCCGAUUGCGAUAGUAAAGACACCAAUACUUCUCUAGACGCUGUCCUUAAACUUUCAGACUCAAGGAUGCUGCAUAUGCUCGAAGCUAAUAAGCAGAAACUUAAUGUCUCACGAGAGUCAGAGAGGCUAACCCAGAGACAUGCUAGGUUCAUGCAUGAGACUCUGGGUCAAUAUGCUUUACUAAAGAAUCUCAUAGAAAAACUACAAAAAGAAACGGAAUCAAUGAGAAUGAUUCUGUCGUACGACUUAUGUACUGCGGUAACAGAAACUAAACGUGAGGUUACUACGGUCAAACAGGAUAUAUCAAUGUCUAGCUCCGUAACCAACCAGCUAAAGAUAUUGUUGGAAGAACUAUGA